Serpula lacrymans var. lacrymans S7.9 is the source of this 1064-nucleotide messenger RNA. RefSeq lists its product as uncharacterized. The coding region runs from base 93 to 800 and encodes 235 amino acids. The record is from RefSeq and is a predicted model, not a curated record. The transcript has 3 exons. Lineage: Eukaryota; Fungi; Basidiomycota; Agaricomycetes; Boletales; Serpulaceae. Gene Ontology annotation, molecular function: heme binding.
GACUCGCCGGCAAUCUGCGCCGUGCGGCUAUGGUAUGACCAGUCGUAUACCCUCUGCCAUUGUUCUCAAAGGUUUCUCAUCGCGCAACACUCAUGUCUUAUCUUCGUAGCUGGUUUUCUUCUGAUACUACUGCACAUAAUACCCAGCAUACACCUACACCACAAUCUAACUCUCUUUCUGUUACCGCACCUCUUUUGAACAUAUCGCCACCACCAUCAGACGACGACGACGAUACAGAGAAAGAAGAUGACACACCUCCAGCUUUUCCAAGUCUUUCCAGUGCUCAACGUGCUGCUCCCAACUUAAAGAUACCUACCAUACUCUCCGAUUCUGCACUAAUGCCACCACCACCUCCGCCAAACUUGGCCAAACGCCAACCAAGGGCACCACAGCCAGCUUCAUCUUCGUCUUUACUUUUUCCAUUGGGUACGAUUCGGAGACCACCGAAUCCAAAAAAAAUGAGGGAAAAGGUGGCACUGGCUCCCGGGUAUGGUCCACUGGACUGGGCAAAUUUGAAGGCAUCAGGUGCAGAUUUACGAGGCGUCGAUACCCUAUUGCGGAUAUCACCUUCGAUAUUAAAAUUACACAAUAAGAAAGAAGAUGCAUGGACAGCUAUUAAUGGCAAAGUGUACAAUAUCACACCAUAUAUGCCUUUCCACCCAGGAGGUGAGAAGGAGCUCCUACGAGUCGCUGGCCGAGAUGGAACUAAACUUUUCAUGCUCACGCAUGCCUGGGUCAAUGCGGAUUUCAUGCUUGAUACAUGUCUAGUUGGUUUUCUGGUCUCAGAGCCAGCUACAUAAAAUGAACUAUCCCCUAGAUCUCAUUUGCUUCGGAUUGUAUUAUCUCAAUCACCUCAAUGUCCUACAUCGUAGAUGUAUGUACCGUUCAUGUUUCUCGUCCGGACUUGGGACGUUUUGGGACUAUCGAUGUGACUACAACUACAAUGGGAUAUAAAGAAGAACUUAUCAUAGGCUAAUUUUAUCGGUCGAUAUCAAAAACGGCCAUCGCACAGAAAAUGCAGAUAGCAGACUUCCAGCUGAAUUGUCAUCUUUAUAUUGAAGCUU